This is a messenger RNA of Ostrinia nubilalis (European corn borer), 2420 nucleotides long. RefSeq names its product cAMP and cAMP-inhibited cGMP 3',5'-cyclic phosphodiesterase 10A-like. The transcript is spliced from 15 exons. Gene Ontology annotation, molecular function: protein binding; 3',5'-cGMP-stimulated cyclic-nucleotide phosphodiesterase activity. The record is from RefSeq and is a predicted model, not a curated record. The coding region runs from base 50 to 2404 and encodes 784 amino acids. Gene Ontology annotation, biological process: negative regulation of receptor guanylyl cyclase signaling pathway; signal transduction. Lineage: Eukaryota; Metazoa; Arthropoda; Insecta; Lepidoptera; Crambidae.
UAAAGGCAACAUUUUUAUAAAGUUGUUUUCAUUGAAAAAUAAAAUAACCAUGUACGAUCCGAAUUCAAGGGGCGUUAAAUCUACCAAAAGCAGACUUACUACAAUCAAUCAGAAUGAGGACAGCGAGAGUAGAAAUCUAUAUUCGGGGAACUUAUCCAAAGUGCACUCCCAUUUCUUGGUGCCUUCGGAAAAGUUGGAUAAGGUCACGAGGCGCGUCAUAGCUCCAUAUGCUCAGAUAGAGAGAAAGGGCUUGAAGGAGGAGGAAGCGAAAGAGGGCAGAUAUCUGGACAUGAACAGAUUCAACGUCUUCUUAGAGGACACGGUUGAUCUGGAUUCCCUUCUUUACGAAACUGCUAUGGUUUUGAAGACUGUUACUAACAGCUCAGGCGUUUUCGUUUACAUAGUGGACCCAGUCAAAAACGAAAUCGUUCUGAUGCCUCAUAAUACUAAAAUGCCUGAACGUCACGAAGUGAACAUACCAAUUGAGGAGGGCAAAGUGGCCGCAGCACACGUGGCCUUCACCAAAGAGUUCCUGCUCCUCCCAGACGUGCAGCGCGACAGACGGUUCGCCGAGGGCCUGAAGUGGGUGGACGCGAAGGUGGCGCUCUGCAUGCCGGUCAUCAAGCCAGACGGACACUGCUAUGCUGUGCUGGAGCUGUAUAGGACGUAUUCUGAUCCAUACACUGAUGCUGUAGUAUACACAGUGGUAAGCGUGGCGUGCUGGGCCGGCGCCGCUGUGCACCAGGCCCAGGCCCGCAUCACGCUGCAGAAGACCGGCCAUCUGAACAACGAACUGCGCUCGCUUCUGCAGAGCUACUUCUGCGAUCUGGCCUCUAUUGACACUAUGCUCACUGAUAUGUUGGCUGUGGUGAAAUCUUUCAUGGGUGCCAUGAGGAGCAGCUUCUUCAUCGUGGACAAGGAACACGUGGGGGAACACCUUCAAGCUGACAUGUGGGACGAUGGCUGGGCUGCUGAGAAGACCACUAUGCCUAAGAAGAAGGUUAAAAUUAACUUAAGUCAAGAGCAGACCCCAGCAGGCUUGGUGGCGCGGACUGGCAAGGCGCUGAACGUGCGAGACGCGUACAAGGACCCCCGGUUCAGUAAGGAGAUCGACCCCACCACAGGCACCGUUGUGCGAUCGUGUCUGGUCUCGCCUAUCAUGGACAAACAUGGGGUUAUUGGCGUGGUCCAACUCACGAACAAGACGAACACGCAGCCAUUCAACGAGGAGGACGAAAUGAUAUUCAACGUGUUCGUCAGCUACUGCUCCCUCAUCGUGCACUUCUACAAUAUGCAGCAGAAGAAGAUUUACCAUGACAACAUGAAUAAGGUCUACUACGAGCUGAUGCGUCUCCACUUGAAGCCUUGUCGUCACGACUUCGAAGAGCUCAUGGAAACCAACGGGAUUGUCUUGCCGCCAAAUAAUUUUAAAACCUACGACUACCACAUCAGCGAGGGCAGCAAGGAGGAGAUGGCGGGGCUGGUGUGCUAUAUGUACAUGGAGACCUUCGCCGACCGCAACUUCGAGAGGAACCAGCUGGCCGACUUCGCUUUGACUAUACUAAGAUGCUACCGCAACAACCCGUACCACAACGCGGAACACGCGUUCUGUUUCACGCACACCAUGUAUCUGAUUCUCACCAGCAACGCGGGCUACUUCGACUUCGUUGAGACGGUGGCGUUGAUGCUGUCAGGCCUGUGUCACGACCUGGACCACCCUGGGUACAAUAAUAACUUCCUGGCACUGUGCAAGCACCCGCUUGCGCACAUGUACAAAUCCUCCAUGCUGGAGUACCACCACUACUUCCUCGCUAAGAAGAUCAUUGAGGACAAGAACAUCCUAGCCAAGCUGCCAGCGAUAGACCGCGAGCGUAUCAUGGAGGAGAUCAAGUACGACAUCCUGUGCACCGACCUGGCGGUCUACUUCCAGAUUCGGGCACAGCUGACGCCGCUGGUCGCAGACCACUCUUUUGAUUGGGGCGAUAACUCGCAUAGGAGGAUGCUGAAGGGCAUCCUCAUGACCACCAGUGACUUAUCAGGAUGCUGCAAGCCGUUUGGGGUAGCGAAAUCGAUAGCCGAAUCGGUUUACGAAGAGUUUUACAAUCAGGGCGACAAGGAGCGCGCUAUGGGCUACACUCCGCUCAGCAUGAUGGACCGACGGCGCAGCGUGAACCAGCCGGCGGAACAGAUCCAGUUUCUGUCGGUGGUGGUGCUGCCGUGCCUGCUGCUGCUGCAGAACAUCUUCCCGAGCACCGGCCCGCUGACCGACAAGUGCAGGAAGACGCAGGAAGCUUGGCGCGAAGAAAUCGAGAUCCGCGGCCAGAAGCUGUGGAGGCAGGACGACUCCGUGGCCGGCAACCGCAGCCGAUUCUACAUCAAGUCCAAAUCCGAGGACCUUAGCUAAAUGCUGGGAUGUUUUA